Molecule: messenger RNA, 1558 nt
Organism: Podospora bellae-mahoneyi
Lineage: Eukaryota; Fungi; Ascomycota; Sordariomycetes; Sordariales; Podosporaceae
Exons: 3
Coding region: 538-843 (101 amino acids)
Source: RefSeq, a predicted model, not a curated record
GUCUGGCGUCCGUCUGGAACAAACAAGACAUCAGGUAGAUAGGUAGGUAAGGACCAGAGGUCAUAUUAAUAAGAGAAGUAAGGCUUUUUGAUCUAUUCAUGAUCCUCGCCCGGGCCCUGCCGCCAUAACAGCCACUGUUCGGGUGUUUACGGCAGACCUUCCUUCUUCCAUUCUUGAGGCCUUCAGCUGGAUUCCUCCCAUGGGCAACAAAAAGUGGGUCGUCGCACCACUAUCGUGCCAUCUAGUCUUGUGCCACACCACACAGGCUGGAAUCAUCAGCACACUUUGGACUUGUCUGGUGCCAACAUGGACUUAUGCCUGGAACGAGAUGCUGUUCUCAGUCCAUCUUGGCGAUGUAGCGGACAAUAUUUCGUGGGAGUGGGAGCCAAACAGAAAUAGAUUAAGAGCCUCUGUCUCCCGCUCUCAAUUCAGUACCUAGGUCUCACAGCAUCACAGCAUCACAGCAUCACAGCAUCACAGCAUCACCAAAGCUCAAAGACAACCAAAGACAAGUUACCUAUAUCAAGCAACUAAAACAUGCCCGCCUUUCGUCCAACUCCCCGCCUGUCGGCCGCUGCCCUUCCCAAUCCUUCUUCCCUCCCCAGAGCAGUUCCCAAGGGAGUAGCAGCCAAUGUUGUUGUUCCAGGCAUCGUGGUGGCGGCAUCAGUAUACGGCGUAAUCAGUUACAUCAAAAACCAACUGCAACAUGAGUCAUCCACCAUCGACAAGAUGUUUGCCCAAAAGAACACCCCCGCCGUGGAAGAAUCGAGACGGAGAAGUCUCUUGGUGGAUACGGAAGGCGACCCGAGGAGAACGCCCUACAACAUUCUGAAUUGGAAAUAGAGGAUGCGAGAUUGUUUUGCUUUUAGGGACUGGAAGUGGCGCUGGUUGAAUUUAGUCGGCAUAGGUAGCCUGUGGCAUUUUGGGUUUUGUGCAAAGGGAAGGUGGCCCAAAUAAUAUGAAUUUUCUACCUAUGACGAGGCCCAGCCAAGGUACGUUGCCCCGUCUUUCCAGAUUCCUGCCAAUCUCACUAAACCUCAAUGCCACCCAGAUCCCCCAGAUUUCUGGUUCUCGGCCGAUACUCCAAGCGCAGGCUCGGAUCAACCCCAAGACCAAAGCCCAGUGUUCUUGGCUUUGGGGCUGCAGCUCCCUCGGGUAGUCGCCAGUCAUAUCUCAGCAACAAGUGAACAAGCGCAAUCUUGACUUCAUUCCCCGCGAAAAAGCGCCCAGGACAAGCAUGCUGCCCGUGUCCAAAGCCCAUGUGCUCAGGGCUGGUGCUAACCAAUUGCGCAACAUGCUCGCUGCCUGGAACAGAUCGCAUCUUCAGAAACCGGUUGCCAUCCCACGAGUCAGCUCCAGGAUAAACAGCUGGAUCCCACAUGCGCUCUGCUGACACGGCAAUCGUGGCACCCUUGGGAAUGUAGGUGCCGUCUGACAAGGUGACAGGCGCUGUAGCCACACGACGCAUCGAGACAAGGCCGAUUGGCUUGAUCCGCUGGCUCUCUUUGAUCACGCUGUCCAAAAGCUUCAUGUUGUAAAGCGAGUUCUUGGUCCAGCC